This is a messenger RNA of Dipodomys spectabilis (banner-tailed kangaroo rat), 2397 nucleotides long. It is a transcript of the gene Adora2a, whose product is annotated as adenosine A2a receptor. The transcript has 3 exons. NCBI's taxonomy places the organism in Eukaryota, Metazoa, Chordata, Mammalia, Rodentia, Heteromyidae. The record is from RefSeq and is a predicted model, not a curated record. Gene Ontology annotation, molecular function: G protein-coupled adenosine receptor activity. Gene Ontology annotation, cellular component: membrane. Bases 339 to 1562 code for a protein of 407 amino acids. Gene Ontology annotation, biological process: G protein-coupled adenosine receptor signaling pathway; adenylate cyclase-activating G protein-coupled receptor signaling pathway.
CUGGGGCCGACCUCCCUUUGCUCCCACCACCGAUUGAUCUCUCAGCACGUCCUGGCGGUUUGUCUGCAAAAGUAGCCUGUGAUCGGUGCCUUAGGAACCCUGAAACUGAGUUGAGCCAUGAGGCCAUCACCGGAGCCCCCGCUGGAGAGGGCCUGAUCUCAGGAGCGGAGUUGCCUGUGACAAAGCCUCUGGAGCACCCAUGAGGGGACACUCUUGGCUCCUGUGAGGAAAAGGCUCCGGGGCCUGGGCAGGUGGAACGGCUGGACUGCAGCUAUGGACCGUGAGCUGGCCCAGGCCCGCGUCCUUGCUGAACCUGCCCGUCUGUGGCUGCUCCCACCAUGGGCUCCUUGGUGUACAUCACAGUGGAGCUGGCCAUUGCCGUGCUGGCCAUCCUGGGCAAUGUGCUGGUGUGCUGGGCUGUGUGGAUCAACAGCAACCUACAGAAUGUCACCAAUUACUUUGUGGUGUCGCUGGCAGCGGCUGACAUUGCAGUGGGCGUGCUUGCCAUCCCGUUUGCCAUCACCAUCAGCACUGGCUUCUGCGCUGCCUGCCAUGGCUGCCUCUUCUUUGCCUGCUUUGUCCUGGUCCUCACGCAGAGCUCCAUCUUUAGUCUCUUGGCCAUUGCCAUUGACCGCUACAUCGCCAUCCGCAUCCCACUCCGGUACAACAGCUUGGUGACCUGCACGAGGGCCAAGGGCAUCAUUGCCAUCUGCUGGGUGCUCUCAUUUGCCAUCGGCCUGACACCCAUGCUAGGCUGGAACAACUGCAGCCUGCUGAAGGAGGGCAGGAACUCCUCUUGUGGUGAAGGCCAGGUGACGUGUCUUUUUGAGGACGUGGUGCCAAUGAACUACAUGGUAUACUACAACUUCUUCGCUUUCGUCUUGGUGCCCCUGCUGCUCAUGCUGGGCAUCUACUUGCGGAUCUUUCUGGCAGCCCGGCGACAGCUGAAGCAGAUGGAGAGCCAGCCCCUGCCAGGGGAGAGGACCCGGUCCACACUUCAGAAGGAGGUCCAUGCAGCCAAGUCAUUGGCCAUCAUUGUGGGACUCUUCGCCCUCUGCUGGCUGCCUCUGCACAUCAUCAACUGCUUCACCUUCUUCUGCCCCACGUGCAGCCAUGCCCCUCUCUGGCUCAUGUACCUGGCUAUUGUCCUUUCGCACAGCAAUUCUGUUGUCAAUCCCUUCAUCUACGCCUACCGGAUCCGUGAGUUUCGUCACACCUUCCGCAAGAUCAUUCGAAGUCACGUCCUGAGGAGGCAGGAACCCUUCAAGGCAGGGGGCACCAGUGCUCGGGCUCUGGCAGCUCACAGUGCUGAAGGAGAGCAGGCCAGCCUCCGUCUCAAUGGCCAUCCCCCUGGGGUGUGGGCCAAUGGCAGCGGUCCCCAUCCUGAGCGGCGGCCCAAUGGCUAUGCCCUAGGGCUGGUGAGUGGAGCGAGUGUCCAGGAAGCCCACCAGGAUGUGAGCCUUGAGGAUGUGGAGCUCCUUAGCUAUGAGCACAAAAGACCUUGCCCAGAGUCAUCUGGCAAAGAGGACCCCCUCGCCCAGGGCAGAGCAGGAAUAUCCUGAUGGUCCAUGGAGUUUGCCCCUUCCUGAGGGAAGCAAAUCAUUGUCUUUCUGGUUGGCUGGACCAGUCAUGUUGGGAGAAGAGUGAGUAUGCCAUGAGAGCCAUCAGGCAUCUGGCAACCACUUUGAAUGGAGAGGAAGGAGCCCCAAGCUGGUGUAGCAUGAGGCCCAGCAAGUAGGGCCUGAGGCCUGAGAAAGUAGAUGUUUCAUGCUGCGAGGCCCUGUACGAGGCCGGGGCUGCAGCCCCAGCGGCAUCUUCACUGGGCAGGGCCCAGUCUUCCACUCCAGACGCCUCUGGAAGUCCCAGUAGGUCUCUGCAGAGCUGCCAUGGCUUAGUGGACUGGCCUGCAGCAAACCUCCUGUCACACGCACGCCACCCUUCUCAGACUUUCUAGGGCUCAAGAAGCUGCUGGCCUGGAGGUGGCAUUUGACUAAUUUUUUUUUUCCCCAGAAGAUAUGAGUGUGAGGAAAUCCUUUCUAUUUUAUUAUCUUCCUCUCCCUGGCUUCUGGGUCUGUUGCCUGUCCUGCUGCUAACCUGGCCUUGGGAGGAUGCCAGGGAGUCUCAGGCAGCCCUCUCCUAUUGUCAACCACGGCUGUGCACUGAACGCCCAGGGCCAUCUCUUGGGGGUGAUGAAAGUGGACUGGAGGACAAGUUACAACAAGAACAAUGCCAGAACAUGGGCUCAUGGUCCCAGGGGGCUGGAGCCUGGAGCCUGGAGCCUGGGCAGUUCAGAGCUGCCUCCAGAGAGGCCCUAUCAAACCGGCCUUUCCUUCUAAAGGGAGUGUUUGUUUUUUUCUGAGAUAAAAUAAAAAUGAGCCACAUCGUGUUUUAAGCUGU